CCUAUAAAUAAGGUUACACGAGACAUUUGCGUUUCGCCAUUCCCAUAAUUACUCUCUGAACAUUUUUUUUUUUUUAAAUAACCAUUCUUAAUCCCGCCACCACGACCGCCGCCGUUGCCACCACCACCUCUUCCGCCUUCUCUCCUCCGUGCAAGUACCUAUGCAUUCUUCUAAACUCUAAACAUAAACAUAAAUUUUGUAGUUUCACCAUUUCUUCAGACCCACUAAAUUUUCCAGAAUUAAAGCAUUAAUCAAAGUUAUACAACAAUCUAUUCAUUUUUGUUAAUUUUUUUGGGUUCUAUAUUCGUUUUGAGGAGAAGGGUCCGCUAAUGUAAUCAUUCAUGGCGGACAUAGUGAAGCAAAUCUUAGCAAAACCAAUUCAAUUUGCCGAUCAGGUGAUAAAAGCCUCAGGGGACACCAGCUCUUUCCGACAGGAAUGCCUCGAAAUCAAGGUGAAAACCGAGAAACUCGCCGGGCUUCUCCGGCAAGCUGCCCGUGCCAGCGGCGACCUGUACGAGCGUCCGACCCGGCGGAUUAUCGACGAUACUGAACAAGUACUCGAUAAGGCCUUAACCCUCGUGUUCAAGUGCCGGGCCAAUGGAUUGAGAAGGGUUUUCACAAUUAUCCCCACAGCAGCAUUCAGAAAAACCUCUCAACAAUUAGAAAACUCCAUUGGUGAUGUUUCGUGGCUUCUUAGAGUCUCGACCCCGGCCGAUGAUCGCGACGAUGAGUAUCUCGGGCUGCCACCAAUCGCGGCAAACGAGCCGAUUUUGUGCUUGAUUUGGGAGCAGAUUGCGAUUUUGUGUUCGGGUUCAUUAGAAGAACGCUCUGAUGCAGCUGCUUCGCUUGUUUCGCUGGCUCGUGACAAUGAUAGGUACGGUAAAUUGAUCAUUGAAGAAGGUGGGGUUGCACCAUUGUUGAAAUUGGCUAAGGAAGGUAGAAUGGAGGCUCAAGAAAAUGCUGCAAGGGCAAUAGGGCUAUUAGGCAGAGACCCUGAAAGUGUGGAACCCAUUGUUAAUGCUGGUGUUUGUUCAGUUUUUGCUAAAAUUCUCAAAGAAGGGCAUAUGAAAGUUCAAGUUGUGGUGGCUUGGGCUGUAUCGGAAUUGGCUGCACAUCAUCCGAAAUGCCAGGAUCAUUUCGCUCAGAAUAAUACGAUAAGAUUGCUUGUUAGUCAUCUAGCGUUUGAGACGAUUCAAGAACAUAGUAAGUACGCUAUUGCGAGCAACAAACAAGCCAUGUCGAUUCACACUGUCGUUAUGGCUAACUCCAGUCCCAUGUUGAAUGAACAGACGAGUACUAACGACGAUGAGUUUCAUAGCGCGAUCUCUCAUCCUACAGGGAAUGAUGCGACAAGCCAAAUGCACAAUGUCGUGGCGAAUACUAUGGCUAUGAAGUCGAACGUGCCCUCCAAUGGGAACGUCCAGCUUCAAGCGAACAAUCCCAAGGCGAAUAAUAAGAACACGAAAACUACUCAAAAUCACGUACAGCAGCAGAGGCACCAAGUUGCAUUGACAGGAACUAGCAUUAAGGGGAGGGAAUUUGAAGACCCUGCUACUAAAGCAGAAAUGAAGGCCAUGGCUGCUAGGGCCCUGAGAUACCUUUGUGCAGGGAACAAUACUAUUUGUCAUAGUAUAACUGAAUCCCGCGCACUUUUAUGCUUUGCGGUUUUGUUGGAGAAAGGCCCUGAUGAAGUUCAACACAAUUCAGCCAUGGCAUUGAUGGAGAUUACUGCAGUAGCCGAGCAAAAUUCAGAAUUGAGGCGUUCGGCUUUUAAACCUACUUCACCGGCUGCUAAAGCAGUAGUCGACCAGUUCCUACGAAUCAUCAAUAAAGCCGACUCGGAACUCCUCAUUCCGAGCAUCAUAUCCAUUGGGAAUUUGGCUAGAACUUUUCGGGCAACUGAAACAAGAAUCAUUGGUCCAUUAGUGCAGCUCCUCGACGAUAGGGAACCUGAGGUUACAAGUGAGGCUGCAAUUGCGUUGAGCAAGUUCGCGUGUACGGAUAAUUUUCUCCAUGUCAAUCAUUCAAAGGCCAUAAUUGAUGCAGGAGGAGCUAAGCACCUAAUUCCAUUGAUAUACUUUGGUGAGCAAAUGGUACAAAUUCCUUCAUUUAUAUUACUAUGUUACCUUGCAUUGCAUGUACCAGAUAGCGAAGCGUUAGCUCAAGAAGACGUGCUCAUCGUGUUGGAAUGGGCGACGAAGCAGAAUCAUCUGAUGCAGGAUUCAGCGAUCGAAAACUUAGUUUUUGAAGGGAAAAAGAGAUUGGAACUCUACCAAUCCAGAGGCUCCAAAGGGUACCUCUGAUUUUGAUCACAUUGUAUAGAUUUGGCUUCUUUAAGGUUAAGUUUUCUUCUAUCUCAUUUGGGUGCAUUACAGAGAGUUAGACUUGUCAAUUGUGUAGCAUAGUAUUUAUCAUUCUUGUGGUUAUUGUAAACAUUCUUUGUUUGAAAUAACAAAAAUAUGUGUCCACUU
This is a messenger RNA of Olea europaea var. sylvestris, 2471 nucleotides long. RefSeq lists its product as uncharacterized. The transcript has a single exon. Bases 342 to 2303 code for a protein of 653 amino acids. Gene Ontology annotation, biological process: cell surface receptor signaling pathway. Gene Ontology annotation, molecular function: protein binding. Lineage: Eukaryota; Viridiplantae; Streptophyta; Magnoliopsida; Lamiales; Oleaceae. The record is from RefSeq and is a predicted model, not a curated record.